AUGGAAAAUUUAUACCACCAGACGAAUAGGUUGAUAUUAGAAACUCAAGAAUUAUUCCAUAGAUUGGAGAGUUCGAAAUCAGAACUAGUCGAAGCUGAUGUACAAUCCAGAAUAUUAACCAUAUCGCAAAAUUGCGAACACCUAGACAUUCUCGUACACAAAGAACCUGUUUCCAGACGCAACAAUGCCAAACUACGUGUGGAUCAACUCAAAUACGAUUACCAGCACUUGCAGUCGGCAUUAAGAACACAUCAACAAAAUCAGCUGAGGAGAUUGAGAGUUGAGCAGGAACGUGAAGAGCUGUUAAAUCGUCGGUUUACUAGAAAUGCAGACAUGAACGAUACAACAAUAUUAAUCGAUAGUUCAAUACAACAUCAAAAUUCACUACAAGGAGCAAAUCGAGGAGUUGAUGAUUUAUUAGGAUCCGGUGCCAGUAUACUACAAAGUUUGCGUGAACAACGUGAUCGACUAACAAGCACCCGAAAUCGUUUGACUGGAAUUUUUGGUUCACUUAGACUUUCCAAUACAACUAUGAAAUACAUUGAAAAGAGAUUAAAAGAAGAUAGGUAUAUACUAUACGGAGGAAUGGCCAUCACAAUUCUAAUUAUAAUUAUAGUAAUGAUAUAUUUCAGUUGA
This is a messenger RNA of Macrosiphum euphorbiae (potato aphid), 636 nucleotides long. NCBI's taxonomy places the organism in Eukaryota, Metazoa, Arthropoda, Insecta, Hemiptera, Aphididae. The record is from the annotation of a GenBank genome assembly.